Molecule: messenger RNA, 778 nt
Organism: Poecilia latipinna (sailfin molly)
Lineage: Eukaryota; Metazoa; Chordata; Actinopteri; Cyprinodontiformes; Poeciliidae
Product: GTPase IMAP family member 4-like
Exons: 2
Coding region: 1-771 (256 amino acids)
Molecular function (GO): GTP binding
Source: RefSeq, a predicted model, not a curated record
AUGACAAGAGUUUAUCAUAACCUCAGAUUGGUGCUGGUGGGUCAGGAAAGAGUCGGGAAGAGCUCAGCAGGAAACACCAUCCUGGGAAAAGAGGAGUUUAACUCUGAACUCAGUCUGGUUCCUCUGACUCGGAGCAGCAAGAAGGCAGAAGGAGAAGUUUUCUCUCGUAGAGUCUAUGUGGUCGAUACUCCUGGACUCUCCAGCUCUGUUCUUCCUCCAGAAGAAGUGAAAGCUGAGAUCCAGAGAGCUGUGGAGCUGAGCUCUCCUGGUCCUCAUGUUUUUCUGCUCACCAUCCAGCUGGGAAGAUUCACUGAACAGGAGAAGAGAGGAUUGAAGAAGCUGCAGGAGAUUCUGGGUCCAGAGGUUUCCAAGUUCACCAUGAUCCUGUUCACCUACGGAGACCGACUGGAGAAAGAAACAGGCAUUAAUGUUCAUCAGUUUGUACAAAGAGAUGAAAACGUGCAGAAACUGCUGAAGAGCUGCAGUGGGAUGUAUCAUGUGUUCAACAACCAGAGGAUGGAAAACAGGAAGCAGGUCCAGGAUCUGCUGGAUAAAAUAGAUUCAAUCUCAGGUGGAGGAUGUCGGUUUUAUAAGGGAGAGUCUGGGUUAGUAUCUUCUGAAUGUUACUUUAUUUUCAAUGACUCUAGGCAGAUUUCUCAGAUAAUUUAUAACAUAGGGUCUCUGUUAUUGUGGUGGAUUUGUAAAUUAACACUCAGAGUUUACAAACUGGGCAGCAGAAUAUUAAACAACAUCAUCAACUGGUUUAGAUAAGAGAUUA